Episyrphus balteatus (marmalade hoverfly) is the source of this 6522-nucleotide messenger RNA. It is a transcript of the gene Cad89D, whose product is annotated as cadherin-89D. Gene Ontology annotation, cellular component: plasma membrane. The record is from RefSeq and is a predicted model, not a curated record. Gene Ontology annotation, molecular function: calcium ion binding. Gene Ontology annotation, biological process: homophilic cell-cell adhesion. NCBI's taxonomy places the organism in Eukaryota, Metazoa, Arthropoda, Insecta, Diptera, Syrphidae.
AUGUCGUCCAAAACACCGUUACAGUUACAACCAUCAUCAUCAUCAUCAACAACAACAUCUCCUGAAUCCAAAAGAUACAAUACAAAACCAGAAGAAUCAGUCUUCUAUUCAAUGUGGUUAAGUUGUGUUUUCCAUACCAACGAUGGCCUAGGAUCGGAGAGCGAAGGGGUGCGAUUUAUACGCGUUCGCGAAGAUACACCAAUCGAUCAGCAGAUAUUGAUGCUUCAUGCACAUCCAAGGUCAUCGAUAUACUUGAAGAGUGCUGAUGGCUUCACCGAUCAUACCUACUUCACACUCGAUGAAGUGAAUUCCACUUCGGUGCAAAUACUUUUGACGAAAUCUCUGGAGAAUCUGGUGGACCGCGAUCAGCCACAGAAUUUGUUGAAAUUCCGGGUUCUUUGUACUGGGAAAAAGGGAAGAAGUGAAGAGACAAGUUAUAUAUCGGUGACAGUUUAUAUCGAAGAUGUUAAUGAUCAAGUUCCAAGGUUUAUUAAUGAACCUUAUAUUGUUGAAGUUGAGGAAUCAACACCGCCGGGUUCUGUGAUCUUUCGGAAUAUUCAAGCUUUUGAUCGGGAUAAACCUAAUACUCCCAACUCUGAGGUUCAUUUGACACUUGCCAGUUUUAACCAUGGUCCAGAUAGUGGGCCUUAUUUCGGCCUUGAAAGUCCUCAUCGUCCACUCUUGAUCUUAAAAAGGGAACUUGAUUUUGAUAAUGGAAUUCGUGAAUUUCGGCUUCCUUUAUUAGCAAUUGAUCGAGGUACUCCACCAAAUCAAGCAAAUACCACAUUGAUAAUUAGAGUUACUGAUGUUGAUGAUUUGCCACCAAAGUUUACCGAAGGAGUUUAUAGGACAAAGAUAAAUGAAUUUUUUCCAAUGACGGGAAAAUUAGUUCGUAUGCCAUUGUAUUUUUCACCACCAAUCAUGGCCUACGAUCAGGACUCAUUGAAUGCAACACUCGUUUAUGAAAUUAUUUCGGGAAAUGAACGAAAGCUGUUCGAUGUGAAUUCUUCGAAUGGAAUAAUAUUUUUGCAAAAGGAAAUCGAUUUGGAGGAAGAAAGUCUUCCUGGAAAUACAUUUGUUUUGCAAAUUGAGUCGAGGCAGAGAGAUAGUCCGUUGAAGAAAGCUGUUGCAAGAAUUGAAAUAGAAAUCAUGGACCUCAACGACAAUCAACCCGAAUUCGAAGUUGAUUUCUACAACAUUUCAAUAGUUGAAAAUCUCCCAAGUGGCUUCAGUGUCCUUCAAGUCAAUGCCAUCGAUCGUGAUCAAGGAGAAAAUGCCGAAUUUGCCUACAAUCUUGUCGAAGAAAAUUCCUCAGCUGGAGCUUUCCUAAUCGACAGUCGAUCAGGUUGGAUAACAGUUCGAGAACAUCGACUUUUAGACCGAGAAGCUCGAAAAUCUAUUGGAUUGGUUGUUGAAGCUAUCGAAAAAAAUCCCUCUUACGACGAAUUAAAUCAAGAAGGUCCAAGUUCUGUACAAGUAGAAAUAACUCUUCUAGACUCAAAUGAUAAUACUCCAAAGUUUGAAAAAGGAAAUUUAUAUGAAUUCAAAGUUCAAUCGAAUGCUGCUGUAGGAACUUUGAUCGGGAAAGUAAUGGCUUAUGAUCCUGAUGAAGGACGAAAUGGUAUUGUUUUGUAUGAAUUACAACGACCUAAGGGAAGUGGAUUUAUUCCAUUCCGUUUGGAUCCACAAACUGGGGCUCUAUAUGUAGCGGGACCGUUAAGACCUGGAAGAAUUGCAGUGUUUAUCGAAGCUAGUGAUCAACCAACAAAUCCUUCGGAAAGAAGAUUCUCCUUAGCAGUUGUUACAAUUGAAGUAUAUGCAACUUUAGGAGACGAAGAAGUCGAUUUCCUUGGAGCUCCCUAUGAAUUCUGGGUAGGGUCUGAUGUCCCACUUGGUACUUCUGUUGGUCAAGUUCGGACAACUUUGAUGUACGAAGGUGAUGAUGAUAUUUUGUACGACCUUUUACACUCUUAUUCCGAUGGAGUACCAUUUGCUAUUGAAGAACGUUCCGGAAUCAUAACUGUCAUUCGUGAACUUAAGGACUUUCAAAGACUGAUUUACUAUUUCGAGGCGGUUGCUAAUUUUCAAUUCACAAAUCUAACUCAAGGCCGUCAGCUGACUUUUCGAAAAUCACCAUUUCGGAAGCCUGUUGAUGCUUUUCACCAGAUUGAAGAGGAAAAAGAGGGUAUGCUUAUCACAAAUGUCACAAUCCAUGUUGUCAGUCAAAAAGAACUUACGAAACACCCUGUUAUUGAGGAAAUCAACGUCCGAGCUAUUGGCUUUCAUGUGGAAGAGAACAAAAUCGGAGCUAUUAUUGGUCAACUGAUCUACAAGAACGAAAAAGAGCUUGAAGCCCUAGAGGCUCAUAAGAUCUUUGCUCAAAUGAAUGCCUUUAAACGACUUCAACCCUCAAGUUAUCGAAACUAUAGCAGUUUUAUUAAGAACAAUACAAAAACUCGUGCAAUGCGACGUCUUGAAAAUGGAGGGUUUGUUGCCCUCCGGUACAUUAUAGCAAAUCGUCAGGAAGUCAUGAACAAAAUCACAAUUACCGACGAUGGAACUCUGAUGACUAUUACUGGUCUUGAUCGUGAAGACCGGGAUCACUAUGAGCUCACAAUUAUCGUGGAAUACUCUAAGGGGCCGAUCAGUGGAGCCGCUAUCUAUCAAGUUAAUGUAAUAGUUGAUGAUGUUAAUGACAAUCCACCACUUUUCGACGCCCCUGUCUAUGUCGGAAUGAUCAAUGAAAAUUGUGAGCUGAGGGCUGAAUUGUUCCUUAAUCGAUAUAUUAAGGUAUCAGAUGCUGAUGUGGGGAAGAAUGCUGAAUUCAAGGUUGUUCUUCAAGGUGAAGGCAGUGAUAUGUUUGCUGUGGAAAUGGCUAAUAGUUCUCACAAUACCGUUUUCAAUUUGUUCAACCUUACCGAACAGUGGAAUGAGGAACAGGAAUUUGUUGACAUGCAAUCUUUUAUCUUGGGUCCGAAUUUGACCUACAGUAGCGGCCCACAUUAUCGAAUAAGGUUCACUGGAAGAAAGGGCCUAGAUAGAGAGAGGGAACAGUUUUAUCAGUUAAAGCUGAUUGCUGUUGAUUCGGGAGGUUUAUCCUCAGUAGCCCAGCUGAAUGUGUUAGUUGCUGAUGUAAAUGAUAAUCCGCCGAUAUUUGACAAAAUAUCAGUCUUUAAGGAGUCGAAUUUAGAGAUUCGGGAAUAUACCACUGAUAUGGAGAUAUUCUUCAUUGAGAAGCAUACUCAACAGCCGAUUUCGGUAAUACCAAGUUACAAUCUUCCCGGGUCACCGAGACUUGCUUUAGAAACCCAUUAUGACUUGCUGAAUAGGGAAAAACGGGCUGGAGGUAUGCCAAAAUGUCCUCUCUUUGCUAUGAGAGAGGACAUAGCAGUUGGAACGAUAGUUCUCCAAGUCACUGCAACCGAUGAAGACUACGGAAAAAAUGCCAGGGUAAUGUACGAAAUCGAAUCGGAAUCGGUCAAUUUUAUCGGAAGACCGACCGGAAAAGUUUUCAAGACCUUUUCAAUUGAUAAGCUUACCGGAGAGCUUAAAGUCAAUUCUCUACCAGAAGCUAUGUCCGAGGUGACCCUCAAUUUAAAAGCUAAGGAUAUUGGAAAUCUUUUUGAUAACACUUGCAUACGAUUUACUAUUGUCGAUGUUAACAAUCAUGCACCGAUGUUUAAGAAAUCUUGGUAUUCUUUCGAUGUUCAUGAAGGGCCUUACGUUCAACAUUCUGUUGAUAGACUCGAGGCUACUGAUAUGGAUUAUGGUCAGAAUGCAAAUAUAACGUACAGUAUUAAAGCUGACGAAGAGGUUCCAUUUACGAUAUCACCAAUUUCUGGGGUUUUGAAAAUCGAUGGAAACUUGGACCGGGAACAGGUUUCGAUAUAUAAUUUUCAUGUAAUGGCAACUGAUAAUGGUGAAGAAACUCAGCGAAUGUCAAGUUCGGUAGAAGUUGAAAUAAAUAUCCUCGAUGUUAAUGAUAAUGUUCCGGAAUUUAUUGGUUAUGAUGAUCUUGUUGAUCCGAAAUUGUACAAUCUUGAAGGAAAUACACAGAUCGCCCUCUAUCGGUCGUUUUUGGGACGAAAUAGUAUGCCUGGAACUUUUGUUAAACAGAUCAGUGCAGUUGAUAAGGAUUACACUGGGAAUGGAAAUGGUUUAGUCCUUUACUCCUUGGUGCAUAAGGAGAUGCCAUCGUUAUUCCAGAUUGAUUCAAGAGAUGGCGUUGUAACGACAAUUGGAGAUUUUAAUAAAUACAAUGACUACGAGCAUUUAAAUAUGACAAUUAUUGCUUCGGAUCUUGGUAGUCCAACACAGUCAUCGACUGCUUUACUCUUGGUCAAUCUUCAGGGACAGAUUAUGUUACCAGAGGUGGAACCGGAAGAACCCCUCAACGAAAACCUAUUUCCCCACAGAUAUUACGAAGUCAGUUUGGAAGAGAAUAAUGCUGCUCCAAUGGAGCUUAUCAAUCUUAACCUAACUUCCCGACAUAAGACGGAUUCAUAUCGAUGGGCUUUAAUUCCAGAAGCUGAGUCUUCGGAUCAUCAUUUCUUUGAGAUUGAUCCAACAACUGGAACUGUUUAUGCUAGUAAAUCAUUUGAUAGGGAACUUCAGGAAACCUAUCGAUUGAAGAUUCGUGCUGAGAAGGUAUCCCGAGAAGGUCGGAAUUUCGCGAAGAUGACUUAUCCUGUUGCUGAUGAAAGAGUCAUUGAUUUGAAUUACAACGAAGUGAGAGUUGUCGUAUUGAUUAUGGAUCAAAAUGAUAAUACACCAAAGUUUCGAGGAAGUGGAAGACCAAUUGUAGCAGUUAUACCGAAUACAGCAAAUUUUGGCUAUCCAGUAACGAGAGUUGAAGCAUUAGAUGCUGAUAAGGGUAUUAAUUCAGAAAUUCGAUAUAAACUUCUUAAUGAACCAUCAAGAUUGUUUGGAAUUGAUGAAGUGACGGGGAAUAUAAGAGUAUUGAAUUCAGUUGGAGUUGAUCAGAGGGUUUAUGGAUUUGAUGUUAAAGCAACUGAUCGUCAAGGAGCUGAUGACGGAAGAAGUAGUAUAGCUAAUGUUUUUGUCUAUGUUCUGGAUGAGAGUAAGGAAGUUCGUUUGGUGAUUUCUGGCAGGCCGGUUGAAGUUGAACGACAAAUUGAAGAUUUGACGGCGAGAUUGAGUGAAGCAACACAAAUGGAUGUUAAGAUAAGAAUGUUGGAACCGCAUGAGGGUGGCGAAGAAAUUGCGACUGAUGCCUAUGUCUAUGCCGUUGACCUGCGAACUAAUGCUGUCGUCGAUAUGGAAACCCUUCACAGGUAUUACCAUUCUAUCCAAAUUAACAAAACUUUGACUUCUAAUUUUUUGAAUUUAAAUUUCCAGCUCCUUAAGCUUGCUACUGCUGAAAACUCUUCAUCCAUUGCCGAGCCCCGAAUCUUGGAAGUCUCAGAUUUCGGAACAGUCCGGUCUUCUAGUAAAUCGGUCUCCAUUAUGGGUGGCACCGAAAUAAUUUCUCUAGUUUUGGCUGUCCUCAUUUUGGCGGGAGCCUGCACUACUGCCCUCUGUCUGGUGUGCUUCAAGCAAAAACGAUGGACGGAACAAGAAUUUCCAUCAUCGGAAACUGGUCUAACUUAUACGAUAGCAAGGCUAAACGAUGUUACCGGCGGUGGAGCUGGCGGUGGAAGCGGCAGCAAAAUAUUGCGGAAGACCAUAAGCAGUCCAGAGUCAAUGUGUUCCACGCAUUCAUCCAGUACGAUGCAGAAACCGGAUAUCUUUCACAAAACGCCAACCAUUCUGAGCAACGACAUGCGUCCCAGGGAAUAUAUUGAUGUCCCGUUACCAAAGUCAAUUAUCAAAGCAAACCGGUCAGCUGGGACAGCAGAGCACGAGCCUAUGGCAUAUGUGACCAAGUAUAGCACCUUUCAGGCAUCGAAUAGCUUAACACAACAUUACGACACAUCUUUACAUUCACAUCAUUCAAGUGGUCGUGAUUCAGGCAUUGAUUUUAUAAGUCAUCGUGAACGCAGUGAAACUCCGUCAGAUAUUCUCAAGGUCUUACAGAGGCGACAGAGCGUCUCGGAUAUUCGAAAAUAUCCCCACACUGAGUCUGGUGUAUGCUUUGCUGCUGCCAAUGAUAGCAGUGACAGCUAUGAGGAUUCUCUUAAAAAUGAAGACGUAACAUCGACUCGAGCCUGUAGUCUUCACUCGAUACCAAGUAUGCAGAAAAAGCAACAACAAGUCUGCGAACUUCACAAACUUCAUAAUUAUCAAAAUACAAAUUUCCAUCAUGGCCGGAUACGACAUUCAUUUUCCGGUGUAAAAGACGACUUAAUGCAGAGUUCCCCGAGGGUCUCUCUACGACCUAGAGGACAUCAUUUAAGAAAUUCCAUGACAGAUCUCGAGCAACGAUUGCAUAAUUUGGAGCAAUCAUUUCGCAAGAGUGACUCCAUUUAUUAGGACAAAAUUUGUAGACUUGAAUUAGAGUAAGCUUCAUUGGUAUUAUUAGGAAAUACAUUUUUAGCAAUUAAGAACGCACCUUGUUAAUUG